Molecule: messenger RNA, 2764 nt
Organism: Nylanderia fulva
Lineage: Eukaryota; Metazoa; Arthropoda; Insecta; Hymenoptera; Formicidae
Gene: CycD
Product: cyclin D
Source: RefSeq, a predicted model, not a curated record
GCGCCACGACCGCUUUCGUCUUCGCCGCGCGAUAGACGGCGGAGGAGUGGGGGAACAUUUACGUUUCACGUUGACACGCUGGCGCCGUACUGGUGGGGGGAACCGGCAGCGGUCACGUGAUCAGCUGGCGCCGCGCUGGUGGGAGGAGGACCGGCCGCGAGACGUUCGUACGACCAGACUCGCCGGCAUUCUGAGCUGAUAAGUCGCCAGUGUCGGAUCGUGAGAAAGUGGAGAGGGAUUCUCGCGCUCCUUCGCACCUCGCAGGACAUUUAAAUCGACCGCAGGUAGACGGACCGACGAUCUGAGAGGCCGACUCCGGAAAAAAAAGAAGGAAAUCGCCUCUCUCUCUCUUUCUCUCUCCUCUCCUCAUGAUUCUCUCGAGAAAAUAAACGAACUAGUCGCUCGUGGACUUUCAACAAUCACGAAUCGCGCGACGAUUUAACAGUGGCACCGGCCGAAAAACCUUCCGCACACACACACAACACUACGCUUAUUUAUUAGGAUCCUCAAAGCGUCCCGCGACGCAUUAUAUAUUUAUUAUCUCUUUUUGUGCUUCGAUUCGCGGAAUAUAAUACGUGUGAGAAGAGGAACAAGUAGCGAAGAAAACGAAGAGUACAUCAAUCGCACGAUUCUCAUCGCCCGACCGAAGAGACAGGGAAAGAAGAAUAAAACCUCUCUUCUCGGAAAGGCCAAGAAAAAUGUGUAAGUACGCGAGAAACUGAUCGAACGAACGGAAUUUAUACGAGCCUGUCGCAGUCGCCCGUUGGUCGUGCACGCAUAUACACAUAUAUACACGCGUGUAUAAUUCCGUGGUACACGCACGUAUAUACUCGUUCGUCAUCGUCAUCGUCGUCGUCGUCGUUUCGCGAUUCGUCGCGAGUGAUCAGUCGUCUCUCUGCCUCGUCCGCAGUGAAAAAGUGAGUUGAGUGUCUUUUCGUGCCCCUCUCUCUCUUUUGUUCUUUCUCUCUCUUUUUGGUCUCGGAAUCUUCGUCGAGGACAGAAAACACGGUUCCGAGGAACGCGAGAGAGAGAGAGAGAGGGAGAAUCGAUCGAUCGGUUCGAUUUCCGGUGAAAAUCCAUCGCGAUGGAUCUCCUGUGCUGCGAAACCACGGAGAACGAAUGCCGGGCUUACGCGGAUCCGGCCCUCCUCGGCGACGACCGGGUUCUGCAAAACCUCCUGCAGACCGAAGAGCGCUAUGCGCCAAGCAGUUCCUACUUCGAGUGCGUUCAGAGGGACAUUUCGCCGCUCAUGCGCCAGAUCGUCGCCGAAUGGAUGUUCGAGGUAUGCGAUGAACAGAAGUGCCAGGACGAGGUCUUCCCGCUGUCGAUGAACUACGUUGACAGGUUCCUGUCGAUCUGUCCGAUCAAAAAGUCGCAGUUGCAACUACUCGGCACCGCCUGUCUUCUCCUGGCAUCGAAGCUACGUGAAACGUCACCGCUCACGGCCGACGUUCUGGUUUUCUACACCGAUAACUCCAUCACUCUCGACGAUCUAUGGAGGUGGGAACAGCUGGUCGUCUCUAAGCUAAAAUGGGAGCUGUCCGCGGUGACACCCGGCGACUUUUUGAUGCACAUCCUCAACAGAUUGCCGAUGCCACGCACUUGGGACACCGUGAUGGUCCGAAAGCACGCACAGACCUUUAUCGCUCUCAGCGCCCGAGAAUACAAGUUCUCCAUGUACACGCCGAGCAUGAUAGCGGCGGCGAGCGUCGCGGCGGCGUUACACGGACUGGACUGGACCGGGAAGAGCGGCUACGGACUAGCCGGACUCCUGGACGAGCUCACCCGCAUCACGGCCAUUGAACAGGAUUAUCUGCAUGGCUGCCUACAGCAGAUCGAGGAGAUGAUCGCACAGGCCGCCCACGCGAGCACCGAGAGCUCCGGAAGCGGAAGCGGACACCAGACAAUGAGCACCGGUGUCACAAGCGCGCCGCAGAGGCCGCUGGGGGACCAAAACAAUACGAGUCAGGAGAAGAUAUUGGAGCACGAGAAAGCGGGCACGCCGACCGAUGUCAGGGACGUACAUUUUUGAAAACCGCAGCAGGGGGACACUCCGUAGGAGCCGACACACCGGUGAGUCUCACAGCCGAAGAGGAGAAGUUGCCCUCCAGCGAAGAGGACGACAACGAUGAUGAUGGACAGCCGGCGAAGAAACGAAAGAUGAUUCCAGAAGAGCAACAGGACACGCCGGAAGAGAAGCGUGACGAGGUAGCUGAUUGUCCUUUGAAAAGAAAAACUUCUCCCGAAGAAUCUCGAGAUCGAACCUGAUCGCUCGCUAAUCGCGCGUUUGGUUGAAUGGAAACUGCGACACGAAUUAUUAUCGUUUAUAUAAACCAAAAACAGAUAGGACGCAUUUUAAGCGAGUAGGGGAUGCAUUUUGAAUAAAUAUGAAGUUUAUUUCGAUAUGUGAUUGACGGAACGUACUUAUGCGAGAGAGAAUUUUUUAUGUUCUUGAAUUUAUACAUAUUUUGCGAAGGUGUGUGCAGUUGUGUACGUACAUGUCCUAGAUGGAUUAAAGAACUUUUUUUUCCCCCACAAGCAUAGUCCAAACAGUAGUCCAAACUAAUAUAUCAAUUAUUCAAUUAUGAUACAUUUAUAUAAUACGUUCAUCAUCGUCGAUGAUAAAUUUUAAUAGUACUUUAAAAGUUUAUUUUCUUUUUUAAAUCGCUUCAAGAUUUGCAAACUGUGACAGGGAACAUGGUUAGUUUAUUGAUUUUAAAUUGAAAAAGUAAAAAUCAAAGUACUGAAAAGCAAAUAAAAAUUA